Molecule: messenger RNA, 4261 nt
Organism: Ooceraea biroi (clonal raider ant)
Lineage: Eukaryota; Metazoa; Arthropoda; Insecta; Hymenoptera; Formicidae
Gene: mle
Product: dosage compensation regulator mle
Biological process (GO): regulation of mRNA processing; positive regulation of transcription by RNA polymerase II
Cellular component (GO): intracellular anatomical structure; ribonucleoprotein complex; nucleolus
Molecular function (GO): ATP hydrolysis activity; 3'-5' DNA helicase activity; ATP binding
Source: RefSeq, a predicted model, not a curated record
CAAGCUUUAAGAAAAACUCAGGUUAGGUUAGGUUAAGAGUUAACGUAUUGUGUUUCGUACUGGUGAUGUAUACGAGUAACAUUGCAUUCGUACUUUCUAAGGUCGAGAUGUACUAGUUCUUUCAUAGUCUACAUAAAAACAUUCUAUAUCGAAUAUAUAUAAUAUUGAAAAAAAAGGAAUUGACGAAAAUCGAAAAUGGGAGACAUAAAAUCGUUCUUCCACCAGUGGUGCGCGAAAAAUGGAAAGGAACCUCAAUUCGAUGUUAGACCAACAGGACCGAAACACCGACAACGUUUCCUCUGCGAAUUGCGAAUACCCGGAUUCGACUAUGUCGGUGUGGGGAAUUCGACGAACAAGAAGGACGCGCAGGGGAACGCCUCCAAAGAUUACGUUAACUACUUGAUUCGCAUGAAUCACGUGAAUUUGAACGACGUACCGAAGGAUACCACGAUGCUGCCUUCGGUCGCACAGGACGGUGUCAAGAUGGAGGCGAUGCCAAUGAAGUCGGUGUUCCAGGGUGGCAUGGGACCGAACGACAUUGGCCAAGCAUACAGGCCAUACAACGAACACGGACAGAGUAAUUACACGUACAUGGACAGGCUAGCUGAUCAGAAGAAAGUAGAGGACGCGGAAGACGUCGACGUGAACUCCAGCAUCCAUGGGAAUUGGACGAUCGAGAAUGCCAAGUCGAAACUUCAUCAGUUCAUGCAAACUAACAAAAUUAACGCUGAUUACAAGUAUACCCCGGUUGGUCCAGAUCAUACGAGGAGUUUUAUGGCAGAGAUGUCCUUUUAUGUCAAACAACUUGGGCGAUGUAUAACUGGACGCGAAACUGGAUCAAAUAAACAGACAGCCUCAAAGAGCUGUGCUUUAUCGAUUGUUCGCCAACUGUAUCAUUUGGGUGUUAUCGAAGCGUUUAGCGGUACAUUGAAAAAAAAUAAAGAUACCGAACAGUUGAAAUCUUACCCUGUUAAAAUUUCACCAGAAUUGGAAAAUCAAGUGCAGGAAGUUUUAAUAAGUUUGAAUAUAAAGCCAAUUGAUGUUACUUCAGCUAGUAAUAGAAUUGAUAAGUCAUCACCUGCGAUGAAAGAGGAAAAUGGUGCAAGUAUGGGCGUGUCUUUAUUGACGAAUCAAGUGUUGGACGACUUUAUAUCCUCCGUGCCGCAACCUGCCGGUGUCGUGAGUUGGUCACCACCUCAGCCAAACUGGAAUCCCUGGACGGGAUGCAAUAUCGACGAGGGACCAUUGGCGACGAUAUCCUUGGAUCAGCUCUCCGAGGACAUGAUGAACGAGCAGCGAGAGAAGGUGCAGCAAGAUUCCAGUUUGCAGACGAGCGUAAAGGAGAGAUCCAACUUGCCUGUUUUCGCGAAGAGGAAUGAGAUCAUGAACGCCAUCAACGAUAAUCCGAUCAUCAUUAUACGUGGGAACACGGGGUGUGGCAAAACUACACAAGUAUGCCAGUUCAUUUUGGACGACUACAUCGCGUCGGGCCAGGGCGCGUACUGCAGCAUCGUCGUCACUCAACCUCGAAGAAUCUCGGCCGUAUCGGUAGCCGACAGAGUCGCCGUCGAGAGAUGCGAGAAUUUGGGACAGUCGGUCGGCUAUUCCGUGAGAUUCGAGUCGUGCUUGCCGAGACCGUACGCCAGCAUAAUGUUCUGCACCGUCGGUGUGCUGCUGAGGAAGCUGGAAGGUGGCCUCAGAGGCGUAUCGCACGUUAUCGUCGACGAGAUCCACGAGCGAGACGUCAAUUCGGAUUUUAUCAUGGUAGUGCUCCGAGACAUGAUUCACCUGUAUCCCGAUCUCAGAAUCAUUCUCAUGUCGGCUACCAUUGAUACUACGCUGUUCAGCGAGUACUUCAACAAGUGUCCCGUAGUGGAAGUGCCCGGUAGAGCGUAUCCGGUGCAGCAAUACUUCUUGGAAGACUGCAUACAGUUGACGCGUUUCGUCCCACCGAUCGCGUCCGGAAAACGCAAGUCCAAGGAGUCAGACGACCUGCCGAUAGACGGAGAACCCGAUGAGAAUCUGAACAAAGUCAUUGGCAAUAACUAUUCUCUUGAAACGAAGGACGCCAUGGCGCAACUGACAGAAAAGGAAAUAAGCUUCGAGUUGAUAGAGGCACUGCUGAGAUACGUCAAGGAGCAGACAAUUCCGGGUGCCGUAUUGAUCUUUCUUCCUGGCUGGAACUUGAUAUUCGCACUGUUGAAACAUCUGCAGCAGCAUUCCAUCUUUGGCGGAUCAUCCUAUUGUAUUAUCCCAUUACAUUCGCAACUGCCGAGGGAAGAUCAACGUAAAGUCUUUGAUCCAGUGCCAUCUUCCGUUACGAAGAUCAUCUUGUCUACGAACAUCGCCGAAACUUCGAUUACGAUUAAUGACGUCGUCUACGUCAUAGAUUCCUGUAAAGCUAAAAUGAAGCUGUUCACCUCUCAUAACAAUAUGACUAAUUACGCGACUGUUUGGGCGAGUAAAACAAAUCUGGAACAGCGGAAGGGUAGAGCGGGCCGUGUCCGUCCCGGAUUUUGUUUCCAUUUGUGCUCGCAAGCAAGAUUUAACAAAAUGGACGAGCACAUGACGCCUGAAAUGUUCAGAACGCCACUGCAUGAACUAGCGUUGAGCAUCAAGUUGUUAAGAUUAGGCAAUAUCGGGCAAUUCUUGUCGAAGGCGAUCGAGCCGCCUCCCAUCGACGCCGUGAUCGAAGCGGAAGUUGUAUUAAGAGAGAUGAAGUGCUUGGACCAGAACGACGAGUUAACGCCACUCGGCAAGAUCUUGGCACGCUUGCCGAUAGAACCUCGUCUGGGGAAGAUGAUGAUCUUGGGCUGCAUGUUCCGCGUGGGCGACGCGCUCUCAACAAUGGCCGCGAACAGUACCACCUUCCCUGAGGUGUACAACAUGGGCCCCGACACGAGAAGACUGACCAUGCAACAAAAGUGGUUCGCCGGCGCGCGAUACAGCGAUCACGUCGCCAUGCUGCACGCGUUCCAAACGUGGGAGGAAGCUAGGGCCAGUGGCGAAUAUUCUGAACAGGCAUUUUGCGAGUCGAAAAAUCUCAGUAUGCCUACUUUGCGAAUAACCUGGGAAGCUAAGAAUCAACUGCAAGCGCUGCUGCAGAGCGCCGGCUUUCCCGAGGAGACCUUGUGUCCAACUCCGUUGAAUUAUCAAGCGGGCGCAGACACACGUCUCGAUACUAUCACUGCACUGUUAUGCAUGGGCCUCUAUCCCAAUGUGUGUUACCAUAAGGAAAAGCGAAAGGUUCUCACGACGGAGUCGAAAGCAGCGUUGAUCCAUAAGACGUCGGUAAACUGCAGCAACUUCGAGCAGAACUUUCCAUUUCCGUUCUUCGUGUUCGCCGAGAAGAUCCGUACGAGAGCCGUGUCUUGCAAACAAAUGACCAUGGUGUCUCCCAUCCAUCUGUUGUUGUUUGGCUCACGCAAAGUGGAAUACGUGGACGACGUAAUCCGACUGGACAACUGGAUCAACUUGGACAUGAAUCCGCAACACGCAGCAGCCAUCGUCGCUUUGCGACCCGCGCUGGAGAGUCUCGUCAUUAGAGCGUCCAAGGACCCGGAAACGAUCUUAGAAUUGAGCCCUACCGAAGAAAAGGUGCUAAGUGUGAUCAAGUCAUUGUGCAGCAUGAACGCUUGCCGCCACGAGUUGGAGCAGAUAACCGGCGGUGGUUUUCAGUCACGUCGUCCACCGAGGGGCCACGUAAGCGGUUUUCAAUCCAGCAUGUAUAGACCCGCGAAACUGUCGCGUGGAGACGAUUAUCAGGAACCAUCGGUUUCGAAUGAUGGUAAUUACAGCGGCAGAAAUUUCGGCAAUCGCGGUGGAGGAUACAACAGAGGAGGCUACAAUAAUAGGGGAUACGGAAUGGGCAGCUCACGUGGUUGGAGAGGAAACUGGGGUAGCGGUGGAUACCGUGGACGUUACUAAUUAAUAUUGUAUUGUCUUAUUAAUAUUAGUUCGUUUAUUAUAGUUAUUCUAUAUAAUAUAUUAUAUAUGAUAUUAUAUAUAAUAUAUUAUAUAUGACAUAUGGUAUACUAUAAACAUAUGAUGUAUGGAGAUAUAUGUGAUAUGUAAUCUCGGUCUCUCUCUUAUGAGAACUCUGGUACUAUGACACAAGAAGAGUUUUUUUUUUUCUAGUUAAUUGAUAUUUUAUAUAAUAUUUGCCUAUACACUGUAAGCAUGAAUAUAUUUGCAGUAUAUUGUCCUACCUAUAUGUUUCUUGAAUGUUUUUCCAAAAAUAAUAAACAUCUCAUAACUAAAA